Messenger RNA from Lachancea lanzarotensis, 1137 nucleotides. It is a transcript of the gene ASP1, whose product is annotated as LALA0S05e02146g1_1. The transcript has a single exon. Gene Ontology annotation, molecular function: asparaginase activity. The record is from RefSeq and is a predicted model, not a curated record. NCBI's taxonomy places the organism in Eukaryota, Fungi, Ascomycota, Saccharomycetes, Saccharomycetales, Saccharomycetaceae. Bases 1 to 1137 code for a protein of 378 amino acids.
AUGCCCAAUAACGAUAUUGAGAUCACUACAAUAUGUGCGGACUUGGAGUCCUCUAAAUUCACACUGCUCUCCUCGGGCCAUGAUGCUGACGAGCAAGAUCGAUUGAACGCCGAACGUCUUGCAAAAAAACUGCCAAAAAUCAAAAUUUUUGGCACUGGUGGAACGAUUGCGUCGAAAGGUGCUUCAGCGUCGCAUACCGCUGGCUACCAUGUGGAUUUGACCAUACAAGAGUUGUUGGAAUCGAUUCCGGACAUUUCCAAAAUAUGCGACAUCGACUAUGAGCAACUGUGCAACGUUGACUCGAAAGAGAUCGACGAAAGUUCACUGGUGAGUAUUUACAACGGGGUAUCUGCAGCGUUGCAAACUUUUGAUGGUAUUGUGAUCACCCACGGUACGGAUACUUUGGCAGAAACAACUUUUUUCAUCGAAAGCACAAUCGACUCUGGUGACGUUCCAGUGGUAUUUGUAGGAUCGAUGAGACCCUCCACAAGUGUUUCUGCAGAUGGACCCAUGAAUCUGUACCAGGCAAUCUGCAUAGCGGCCGAUAAAAGCUCGCGCGGCCGGGGUGUGUUGGUCUCACUCAAUGACCAGAUUUCUGCAGGCUACUAUAUUACCAAGACCAACGCCAACACACUGGACUCUUUCAACGUGAGACAGGGCUACUUGGGAAACUUUGUCAACAACGAAGUUCAUUACUACUGGCCUCCAGCCAAGCCCGAGGUAUGCCACAAGUUCAAGCUCGGACUUUCGCCCGCGCCAAACGGCUCUUCCUCUAAUUUCCCCACCGUGCAUGUCUUGUAUGGCCACCAAUCUUUGUCACCAGAGUUGGUCAAGCUGGUAGCACAGACUUGCGAGGGCCUGGUCAUUGCUACAAUGGGUGCGGGAUCUCUGCCGUCGAUUGUGAACGAUGCCAUUUUAGAAUUGUCAAUCCCGGUGAUCUACUCGAAAAGAUCGAUGGAUGGGAUGGUCCCUAGGGCAAACAUGCCCAAACAUAAAUCUACAGCAACCAGAAACAACGUCAUUGCGUCUGGACAUUUGAAUCCAGAAAAGAGUAGAAUCUUACUACAAUUAUGCCUGUUUGAGCGGUUUGGCCUGAACGAAAUCAGAGAGGUAUUCAGCAACGCUUACGGAGGGUGA